Molecule: messenger RNA, 930 nt
Organism: Aspergillus bombycis
Lineage: Eukaryota; Fungi; Ascomycota; Eurotiomycetes; Eurotiales; Aspergillaceae
Product: caffeine resistance protein
Exons: 3
Coding region: 1-930 (309 amino acids)
Biological process (GO): transmembrane transport
Molecular function (GO): transmembrane transporter activity
Source: RefSeq, a predicted model, not a curated record
AUGAAUGGCCCGGUUCUAGGACCUAUUAUCGGCGGCUUUGUCUACCAAUAUCUUGGAUGGCGCUGGAUCAAUUGGAUUGUGCUUAUAUGUGGUGGAGCGUCAACUGCAUGCCUCUGCUUGGUGAAAGAGACUUACGCACCUGUCCUGCUCAGGAGGCUACGAAGGAAAAAGCAAAUCGAAACUGGUGAUACACGCUGGUGGACCAAAUAUGACAGCAAAGGUGAAGAAAGCAUCUGGGAAAGGCUGCAGACUAGUCUUAGCCGACCACUUAUCAUGGCCAUGUUUGAACCAAUAUGCUUAUUCUGGAACGUAUACGUGGGCGUUGUCUAUGCCGUGUUAUUCCUCUGUUUUGUCGGGUAUCCAAUUGUGUUUCAGCAACUCCGUGAAUGGUCCCCUGGACUGGCAGGGCUUGGAUAUCUGGGGAUCGGCACGGGCAUAGCUCUGGCUGUGUUCUCAGAACCAUUAGUCCGCAAGUUCCUCAUUGCUAAGCAUCCACCCGAUCCAGUCACAGGCAAGAUCCCACCGGAGGCAUUGGUGCGACCAAUAUGCAUCGGUGGCAUACUCAUUCCGAUCGGGGAGUUCUGGUUUUCUUGGACCGCCCGGCCACCUGUCCAUUGGAUAUCAUGCAUACUAGCGGGUGUCCCAUUUGGCUUGGGGAAUGGGCUAGUAUUUAUCUAUGCUACGAGCUAUCUGGCGGCUAGCUAUGGUAUGUAUGCCGCCUCUGCUAUCGCUGGAAACUCGGUGGUUAGAUAUGUGUUCGGCGGAGUAUUGCCACUUGCAGGCUCGAAGAUGUAUGGGGCAAUGGGGGUGAAUUGGGCGGGAACGAUGUUGGCAUUGGUGGAGGUGCUUUUGAUAUUUAUCCCAUUUGUUUUCUAUCGAUAUGGUGCAAAGAUCAGGCAGCGUAGUCAGAUGGCUUCCAAGAUCAUCUAG